Molecule: messenger RNA, 591 nt
Organism: Dicrocoelium dendriticum
Lineage: Eukaryota; Metazoa; Platyhelminthes; Trematoda; Plagiorchiida; Dicrocoeliidae
Source: the annotation of a GenBank genome assembly
GUGACGGUCGCCCAGAAUUUGUCGGAACGAGUGACAGUGAGAAGCAUCCAGCAUGCUGAGUUGGAACAGAAAGUAAAUCGCCUAUCCGAAAUGGUGGAGCAGCUGUUGUCGAUAGAGUCUUCAAGCACCCCUUCACAACGCAAUGUACGGGUAAGCCGGAACGGUCGCCGCUGUUUCCGAUGCAACCAGAGUGGUCAUGUGGCGAGAUUCUGCACCAACGUCAAGGUGCCCCAUUGUUUCUCUCUAUCCAUGCCGAGUCGGUGGCGAGUACCAGUCUUCCAGGUAACUAUAGAAGGUGUGUCUGUCCGAGCCAUAGUAGACACAGGAGCGGCAGUGUCAAUUACGAAGAGGUUCAACGGGGUUCCAGUAAACCCAUCUUCAAUCACGAUGCAGACGGUCGGCAGGCAUUCUUUGAAAGUGACGGGCACGCAGCGGUUACGAAUCAGGAUAGGAGAAACGCUCAUCCGCCAUGACAUGUUCAUCGUGGAGGAGACGACCGAAACCAUCCUCGGAACCGACAUCCUGAAUCGGCUCGGCCUCGGUCCUGUGGGCUGCGCUAGCGGCGUAUAUGUCUGAUUUAUUGCGCUGUCC